Magnusiomyces paraingens is the source of this 828-nucleotide messenger RNA. RefSeq lists its product as uncharacterized. The transcript has a single exon. The coding region runs from base 1 to 828 and encodes 275 amino acids. The record is from RefSeq and is a predicted model, not a curated record. Lineage: Eukaryota; Fungi; Ascomycota; Dipodascomycetes; Dipodascales; Dipodascaceae.
AUGUCAUCUGGAUUUGCUGAACUUCCCGGAUUCGAAUCCAGCCAGGACUCGAUUAUCCCUGCUUGGGUCUCGUAUCCAUGUGCUCCAGAAUUAGAAGUUGGUUUGUCACCCAAAGACAAUUUGUAUUUGGAAAGUGACUAUAAUGAAGUACAAUCACUUCUUGACUCACCCAAUAAUGACACUUGUGAAUAUACCUUGGGCUUGCCAGAAAUUUGCCAGGAUAAAAAUGAAUUUGUCCCAAGAGUGUUUGAAAUGCCUAAAAGCCAUGUGGAAAAUGAUGACUGGAUUCAAGAAUUUUUGACAAAACUGCAGGACCCAAAAACUCCUCUAGACAUGCCAGAACUUGUGCACAGUAAUGCCGAACCUCCUCUGGAACCUCAGGAAGACUUUGAUGUUAAUCUUUUUAAGUUUAUGGAUAGCCAGUCUAACUUUCUACAAGAAGACAAAAAAGAAGGAGAAAAUGAAGAAAAUGAAGAUAAUGAAGAAAAUGAAGAAAAUGAAGAAAAUGAAGAAAAUGAAGAAAAUGAAGAAAAUGAAGAAAAUGAAGAUAAUGAAGAUAAUGAAGAAGAGUUGAGUCAAGAGGCUACAUUUGUUCCCAUUACCCACAUUCCGCGCAAACCCCUACCCCCGCGUACAUCUAGAAAGCCACGGGCCGUUGCGGACAAGAUGCGCAUCAUGACGACAAUAAACCGGUAUUUUGACCGGCACAAUUUGGGCAUUUACACAUCUCGGGAUGUUUUCCAAAUUGCUGCCGGGCUCAAGAAAAUUAGACACCCCUCCUGGUUUAUAACGCCCACUGCUUUGAAGGAGCUUUUAAGAAAAUGUUAG